AUGCCUUUCAGCUCUAUCCACGCGUACGCCUACGGGACCGAUACUCCGUUGCAACCUGUCACAAAUACCCAAUCUCAUUAUUUGUCUGGUGGUCUGGGUGCCGAUUUCUGGACACUGGUUGUUCCACAAAUCUGCCGCAGCGAGCCAGCUAUAUGGGAUGCUAUGAUUGCAAUCAGUGGUCUAUACGAAGAUCCAGAUCAGUGUCUGGACUUCCACUUUUUAAGAAAGCAAGAUGACCAAACACACUCUUUAAAUGAGCAUCGACGGGAAGCUUUGACUUGGUAUGCACGCUCUAUAUCCAGUGUUCGUUCGCAAAUCGAACGUGGCAGUGCGGACCCAUACAUCUCGCUGAUCAGCUGUGUACUCUUCAUCUGCAUUGAAACUAUUCAAGGACGUGUUGAAGAGGCACUAGAACUAUACAGACAAGGUGUCCAAUUGAUACUUGAUCUACGUGUUCAAGAUACUCUUGGUGGAGUCUCCGCCUCCAAAGCUGUGCUCCUGGAACAAACCCUCGUUCCUCUGUUCUUACGCUUGGGCAUCGUCUCUCUUACUGUCUCGGGUACCCAGCCAAGUGAACUGUAUUGGUCUACUGAAAAGACAUUUAGUCGCAGCUUCUCAUCUGUCGAUCAAGCAAGGGCUGCCAUCGUUCUACUGUCUACAGAGGCCAUGAUUUACGAACGAGAAUCAACCAUUCAUCUCAGAGCUGCUGGUGGAGAACAUGCUGUGAGCACAGAUAUGAUUGAAAAAAAGAAGUCUCUCUCAGACCGCCUCUCUGAUUGGCUCAAAGGCUACAAUAAUCUAUGUGAUAGACUUCGCACAGAUCACGCAAUCCCAACGGCAACAGAACCUAUUCUGCUGGCUUACCAUGCUUCAGCUUCUAUCAUUGUCACAGGAUGUUUGACACAAUUCGAAACUGUAUAUGAUGUUCAUGCAGCGGAAUUCUCGCUUAUAAUUGAGCUUACAGGCCAAAUUCUCAGUAAUUCAGCAGGGCCAGAUGGUUCCCAACCACCUUUCACCUUUGAAAUGGGCACUGGUAUACCUUUGGCUGUUACUGCGAUGAAAUGUCGUGAUCCAGUACUUCGUCGAAAAGCUUUGGCGUUGCUGAGAAUGGCGCCUCCAGUACAAGGAUUCUUUAAAUGCGUCCCCGUGGCUCUGCUAGCAGAGAACCUGAUGAAGCUUGAAGAGGGCUAUAGCCCAAACUCGAAGAAGGAGGCACAAUAUAACUUGCCAGAUAUCUCCCUGAGCAGCAAUAAUUUUGCUAGUCCUGCAGUCUCGCUGCACGAAAACCUCGGAAAGAAUUCACCAUGUGUUCCUGAAGAAGCACGGAUAUCUGAAUAUGCUGUAUUCAGGCCUCAAAAUGGACUUCUUCCGGGUAUCAAACAAGACGAUAUCACAAGAUGGGGCCGCAGUUCUGAUGAUCUUUUCUUGCGAUUUACGAGGAAUCAUUUUGAUCAAAUUUCCUUCACAUGGAAACCAUAUUUCGAGUGCGUACCUUUGGGAUGA
This is a messenger RNA of Penicillium maclennaniae, 1503 nucleotides long. RefSeq lists its product as uncharacterized. The coding region runs from base 1 to 1503 and encodes 500 amino acids. NCBI's taxonomy places the organism in Eukaryota, Fungi, Ascomycota, Eurotiomycetes, Eurotiales, Aspergillaceae. The record is from RefSeq and is a predicted model, not a curated record. The transcript has 2 exons.